Pedinophyceae sp. YPF-701 is the source of this 1056-nucleotide messenger RNA. NCBI's taxonomy places the organism in Eukaryota, Viridiplantae, Chlorophyta, Pedinophyceae. The record is from the annotation of a GenBank genome assembly.
AUGGGGGGCCUCAUAGCGGACCGGGACGAGGUGGAGGCGUACGCGGCGGCGCCGCAGGGGGCGCGGAGGCUGACGCCCGCCCUCGUGGGCGUGCUGGCGGAGGUGGCGACUACGGGCCUGAUCCGAUACCCGUGGAGGUGCGUGCGGCCGAUACUUGAGGAUAUGAUCAUCAAGCGGUUGACGGAGUUCGAGGAGGGCGAGACCAUUGAGGUCGGCCCGCCGCGGCCGAUACCGGACGAGUUCCGGGCGGGCCCGGCCUCGAAACGCAUCAUUCAGGCCCUGCGGGCCUUCGAGAAGGACGCACCCUUCACGCUGCAGCGACUCUGCGAAGUGGCGGUGGAGCCUGGGCGGCAGUACGCGCGGCUCGAGAAGCUGGCCUUCGCGCUGGAGAAGCUGACGUGGGUGACGUCGGGCACCCCGCACGAACAGCGACCGCCCCCCCGCCCCGCAUUGGCGGCGCUAGGCAAGGUGAAUGUGCUGCCCAGGCCGCCACUGGGGGCGCGGAGCACGCCGCCCGCGGCGUUUCCGGGGCAGCAGGGGCACGGGGCGCAGCAGGCCGAGGACCAGAACGGCGGGGGGGAGUCGGCGCACCAGGGACAGUCGUCACAACAACACUCCCCCCCCUCGGGGCCAGGCGGGCCGCUCCCGCAGCAGCCGCAGCAGACCGGACAGUCGCACCAGCGCGCCCGCGCGUGGCCGGGCGCGAACGAGCGCCAGAUGGGCUCGCUCGGACUCGCCGGCGUGUCCCUACGCUCCCCCGCAUGCCCGCUGCCCUCGGAUCCCGGCGCGAUGCGGGAGCGGCCCGCGUCCCCGCCGCCCGCAGGACCGCGGUCCCCGCCGAACGGCACGCACAGGUCGCCACAAGCUCCGAACGGCACCGCGCACGCCGGGCAGGACGCGGGCGGGCAGCGCGCGGCCACCGCGCAGCGCACGCUCAGCCCGCGCCCCGGAAGCCCCGUCGCGUCCCCGCCCGGGUCGCCAGUCCCCUCCUCCGCCACUCCCCCGGCCCGCCGUCGCCCGGACGCGGCCCGGGGCCGUGGCAGGCCGACGACCUGA